AUGCCUCCAGCAAUCGAGCCAGGAACACGGGCCGUCAUCCUGUGCCUUCGGGCGAGUGGAAUCCCGGCAAAAAAUAUCCAGCAGCUUGUCGGAUCACCCAUCAGCACCAUCAACGGACUCUACAACUCAGCUCUCAAGAAAGGCUUCAACCCUGACUCCCGUCCCCUUGAGUUUAACGAGUACAUCACGGACUCUCCUCGUCGUACCGAUGAGUUCAAAGUCAAGAAACCGGGCACCAAGAAAGCCGCUGGCACCCCUACUCCCCGCCCUCGUGCGGCUCGCAAGAAUAAGGCUGCUGCUGAGCCUAUUGAAGGAUAUGUUCAGGGCCAUACGGAUGAAGAUCUCGAAGACCUCGAAGACCGCACCGAGCUUCAAAUCAAGAAUCUCAUCGAAGAGCCCGUUGAGGAAGAGUCUGAGGACUUCGAGACCUAG
Molecule: messenger RNA, 432 nt
Organism: Penicillium maclennaniae
Lineage: Eukaryota; Fungi; Ascomycota; Eurotiomycetes; Eurotiales; Aspergillaceae
Exons: 3
Coding region: 1-432 (143 amino acids)
Source: RefSeq, a predicted model, not a curated record